Messenger RNA from Cladophialophora carrionii CBS 160.54, 1824 nucleotides. RefSeq lists its product as uncharacterized. Gene Ontology annotation, biological process: phospholipid transport; mitochondrion organization. Gene Ontology annotation, molecular function: lipid binding. The coding region runs from base 1 to 1824 and encodes 607 amino acids. The record is from RefSeq and is a predicted model, not a curated record. The transcript has a single exon. Gene Ontology annotation, cellular component: ERMES complex. Lineage: Eukaryota; Fungi; Ascomycota; Eurotiomycetes; Chaetothyriales; Herpotrichiellaceae.
AUGGCCUUCAACUUCAACUGGUCGCCGCUGUCGACCGAUGCAGGCUUCCUUCCCCGGGCCCAAGAACUCCUCACCAAUGCCCUCAACCGCGCCGACCCCAAACCUGCCAUCAUCGUCGACGACAUCAUUGUCAACGAGCUCAACCUUGGCGAUGUGCCUCCCGAGUUGGAAAUAUUGGAGAUUGGGGACUUAGCAGAGGAUCGGUUCCGCGGCACUUUCAAGAUGAUGUACAACGGCAAUGCAUACCUGACAUUGAAGACAAAAGUACAAGCCAACCCGUUGAAUACCUAUCUACGGACGCGGUCUGCAUUUGCGACACCACAACCGCUGGCUGCGGAUACUGGGUUGACUAUACCGCUCCAGAUCACGUUAUCUGAGUUCCGCUUGUCCGGAUUCAUCAUUCUGGUCUUCUCACGCCAGAAGGGCUUGACGCUGGUCUUCCGAAACGAUCCUCUCGAAUCACUCCGCGUGUCCUCGACCUUCGACUCGAUACCAUUCGUUGCAAAUUUCCUGCAAAAAGAGAUCGAAACACAGUUGAGAGGGCUCUUGAUGGACGAGCUGCCUGCGAUCAUCCAUCGCCUCUCGCUACAACUACUCGUUCCAGAACGUAAUGCGUGCGAGGAACGCAAGCUCUCAGCAGCACCGAUAUCGAAGGACGAAGUCGUCAUUGAUCCACUAGCCAGCCCCCCGCAGGAUCCAGUCGACUCUACCGGAGCAGUCCUGACGCCUGCAGAGGUUGCUUCCUUAUCGCUGGACUCGUCUAUCGAAACCCAGUCGUUAUUCUCGCGCAAGAAUCUCAUCCGCUUGGCCACUUUGACCGACUCGCAUAGGACUUUGUCGCUAUUCACGCCAUCGAUUCGCGACGCUGUCUUUCGAGCAUGGACAGGGCCGCUGGAACGGGGAGAGAUGCCAGGUCUUUUGACCCGGACGACAACCCCUGCCCUCUCCAGGACUCACUCGUAUGCUGGCAGUCUCAGCACCACUACUGCCUAUACAUUCGACAGCGGUUCUACCAGACCGACUUUGCACAGCUAUGUUUCCUCAAGUCAUGGCUUGACCAUGAACAGCGGUCGACAUGGACAGGGCCAUCGAACACGGAAGAGGAAGAAGCGCGUUGUCGACUUACGGCCGCAUCCAGAGACAGGAGAACCGGAAAUGGUCGUUGAAGACGGUUCGACAGCGGACUCGGCGAGUGUGUCCGAAAGCGCCUCCACCACGGCCUCGGUGUUUUCAGCACCGGCAGCUACCAUGUCUUCGGAUGCCAGUCAAGGUCUCAAUCCUAUCACGCCACCGAGGAGUCCUACAAUGGCCCUGCGGACUGCUGCGUUAGCGCCCGUUAGACAGGGUGGGAUACGUUGUGUCAGUGAUGGUGCUCCGGGCCCGAGCAUUGCCGUCGACCAUGACGAGCCUCAUAUGGACGUCCAUCGGACACCACGGGCUAAAGACCCCAACGCGACGAUUCGUCUGCGGUCACGGAGAACCAUACCUGCCGUUUCCGAUGAUGACGAGACACCCCGAGCAUCAAUGUACUUGGCAGAUCAAAAGGCGCCAGUCGCACCUCUUGCCAAUGAACUUCCAACAGCUGUAGACGAAAAGACUGUCCUGCCCUCUCGAGCAGGGCCCUCUCGUCCAGGGCUUCCGAACUUCAUGCAAUUCGUCACGAGUUCCACAAACACCACCUCUAUCGCAGAGCAAGCGUGGAUGAUGAAAAUGGCAAACGAAAUGGUCAGGCGAUAUGAAGAGGAACGUCUGAAAGGAAGCUUUGGUCCGGCAUCGCCGAGAGAGGAAGAUGCGAGCCCUCCUCCGCCUGCUUACGCGCAAUGA